UAACCGCAAGACGCAAUCACUGCUGAUAAGCUGAGUCGCAAUUAGUUUUAUCUAAUGCCUUGUUAAGAAUAUUUAUCAGUAUGAAAUGAAAACUUCCUUAAUACUUUGCAAUACUAAUUUACCUUUAGAGUACAAUUAUUAAUAUCAUUCCUACGUGUAACACUUCAAAGAGUGAUAAACUUUUUAAAGUAUGUAUGUAUUCACUACAAUUUUUGCACAAGUAUAUUAAUCAAAAGUAAUACAAAGUAUUACAUAAGGUGAUUAAGUCACGUUAGAAGUUAUACGAAGAUAAAAACAGGGUAUUUGUAAAAUAUCAUACGACCAAAAACAUGAGCACAAAAUUUAUAUUUAUUGAAUCAAUGAAUAUUUUGAGUACGAUACCUCAAUAUCAUGUGUUACUAGGAACAUUCUUAAUUCUGUGGCUUAUUUGGUUUAUUAGUAAGAGAUAUUUCAGCCGAGAUAGAACAUUAACUGAAGAUGUAAUAGAAAGGAAACUUGCGGAAUGGAAUCCUGAACCUCUUAUAAAUAAUCCACAGAUGAAUCAUAUAUCUUUAAAUCCAAGAUGCAUAACAUCUAGAGCUGGUAAAAGAAUAGUGGUAGAUGGGAAAGAUUGCUUGAAUUUAGGUACACACAAUUACCUAGGUUUAACUGAAAAUAAUGAAAUAGAAAAAGAUGCAAUAGCAGCAAUAAGAAAGUAUGGAGUUGGUUCUUGUGGUCCACGUGGAUUUUAUGGUACUGUGGAUGUUCAUCUUGAAUUAGAAGAACGUUUAGCAGAUUAUACAGAUACAGAAGAAGCAGUUGUAUAUUCAUAUGGAUUUAGUACAAUUGCAUCUGCAAUUGCAGCUUAUUGUAAACGCAGAGAUCUUAUAUUUGUAGACGAACAAGCAAAUUUUGCUAUACAGAAAGGAUUAGAUGCAACUAAGGCUAAUAUUACUUAUUUUAAACAUAAUGAUGUAAAUGAUCUUAGUAAUUUAUUGAUGAAACAAGCAAAAAUUGAUGAACAAAAUCUUAAAAAAGCAGCUAAAAUCAAACGCUUUCUAAUAGUUGAGGGUAUUUAUAUGAAUACUGGAAAUAUCUGUCCACUACCAGAAUUGGUUGCACUCUGUAGGCAAUAUAAAUUAAGGAUAUUUAUUGAUGAAUCAAUAUCAUUUGGAACCCUUGGUAAACAUGGGAAAGGUAUCACUGAACACUUUGAUGUUCCUAAACAUGAAAUUGAUAUGAUUAUGGGUUCUCUGGAUUGGGCAAUGGGAUCUAUUGGAGGUUUCUGUGUAGGCACAUCAUUUAUUAUUGAACACCAACGCUUAUCUGGUCUUGGAUAUUGCUUUUCUGCAUCUUUACCACCUCUUUUAACAACUGCUGCUAUUACUUCUUUAAAUAUCAUGAAAAAUAAUCCACAGCUAUUUAGAUCAUUAAGAGAUAAUUGCAUAGCCAUAAAUGAGGGACUGCAAAACAUUCAUUGCCUGGAAUGUUCAAGUUUCCCAGAAUCCCCAGUAAAACAUGUAUAUUUAAAGAAUAAGAGAGACCGUGCUACAGAAGAAAAAUUGCUUUCUAAAAUCUCUGAUAAAUGUAUUGAAAAUAAUUUAGCAGUCAUAACUCCUGCCUAUUUAGAAGCAGAGAAAAAUGUACCUAGGCCUAGUCUUAGGCUUUGUGUUUCUACACUUCUCAACAAAAGUGACAUUGAUUUUGCAGUGAAUGUAUUGAAAAACUGCGCUGAAGAAAUACUAUCAGUAUAAUUGAAAGUAAAAGAAAAAAUUUUAAACCAGUGUUUUAAAAUUAAUAUAUGUUUUACACAUGAAUUAUUUUUCUUUAUCAAUAUAUGGUUGAUUAUAUAUUAAUUGAUUAUAUAUAUAUAGCAAAGUAUUCCUAUUUCUCACAAAUUUGACAUUACUUUUUAUAUAAUAUUGUGCCAUUUUCAUAUUGUGAUGAAUAUAUCAUAUUAUAAAGAUUAAUUUAAAACCGAUUUUGAAUUAAAUAUAGAUUAUAUUAUGUGUAAUUUCAAAUGAAUAAAUAAAUAUAAAACAAUGUAA
Bombus pascuorum is the source of this 2027-nucleotide messenger RNA. RefSeq names its product serine palmitoyltransferase 1 (gene Spt-I). The transcript is spliced from 2 exons. Gene Ontology annotation, cellular component: endoplasmic reticulum. Bases 330 to 1733 code for a protein of 467 amino acids. NCBI's taxonomy places the organism in Eukaryota, Metazoa, Arthropoda, Insecta, Hymenoptera, Apidae. The record is from RefSeq and is a predicted model, not a curated record. Gene Ontology annotation, biological process: sphingosine biosynthetic process; ceramide biosynthetic process. Gene Ontology annotation, molecular function: serine C-palmitoyltransferase activity; pyridoxal phosphate binding.